UAAAGAAAAUUUUGUUUAUAAUUAUGGAAACAAAACAUAUUGGAUGGAAUGAUUUUGAAACUGUUUGUAGAAUUUGUUUGGGGAAAAACAAAGAUAUGAUUUCAAUUUUUGAAAUUACAUUAAUUCCAAAUUUAAUAAAAACGUACAGGGAAAUGUUAGAAGAAUGUGCUUCAGUACAUAUAUCUGCUGAUGAUUUGUUACCCAAAAAUAUCUGUCUUGAAUGUUCAAACUAUUUGAAACAAUCUUAUAAAUUAAAAAUCCAAUAUUUAUCAACCCUAAAAUUAUUAGAAGAAAUUAUUACAAACGCACAACACCACAUAAAAUUAGAAGUUGCAAUAGAUGAAGAUGAUGAUUUUAAAAAUGAAGAUAAUUCUUUUAAUUUUUAUAAUUCAGAAGAAGCAACUACAAGUGACACUAUUAAAAAAGAAUUCAUUUCUGUUAAAGAUGAAUUCAUUCAUGACAAAGAAAUAGAAAUUAACGAUACAAAUGAUGCAAUAAAUGAUAAUGUUACAGAGAAGCACAAUAAAAUUAAAAAAUAUAAAUGUGAAGAAUGUGAAAUGAGAUUUCAUUUAAAAACAAAAUUAUAUAAACAUUUGAAACUAACGCAUUCAAUCAUAAUGAAAUGUAUGUACUGUGAUGAGAAUUUUCAUUCACUAGAUGAUGUAAGAAAACAUUCACCGGAAAUAAAUCGUUGUAAAAUAUGUAAACAAGAUUUUGGAUGCAAAAAUAUUUUAAAAGAGCAUUUAAAUGAACAUGUAACGUGCGAAAAGUGUGGUCAGAGAUUUCAAAGUUUAGAAUUGUGUAAUGAACAUCAAAAGACUCAUGCAGAUAAAUUUCAUUUAUGUCCGCAUUGUGGGAAAUCUUUUUCAAAUGUUUAUGAUUAUACAAUUCACGUACGAAGACAUACUGGAGAAAAACCUUAUCAUUGUACUCAAUGUGAUAGCAAAUUUACAGAUGGUAGCAACUUUCGUAAACAUUCUGUAACACAUUUAAACGAAAGAAACUUUGAAUGUGAAAUUUGUAAAAAUAAAUUCAAAAGUAAAAUUUAUUUAGCUAAACAUAAAAAACGUACGCAUGUGGAAGAGAGGAAUUAUUCUUGUGGUAUUUGUAAUAAAAAAUUUAAAACAUUGGAUUACUUAAAUAACCAUCAAUUUGUUCAUACCGGUGAACGUAAUUUUGUUUGUACUUACUGCAAUAAAGCAUUUUAUAAAAAAUAUAAUCUACAAUUACAUUUGCGGAUUCACACAGGAGAAAAACCAUUUAUCUGUACUUAUUGUGGGAAAACUUUUAGUCAUAAGCAUGUACUUAACGGUCAUAUGAAAACACAUUUCGAAUUGUCCAAAUAA
Messenger RNA from Chrysoperla carnea, 1346 nucleotides. RefSeq names its product gastrula zinc finger protein XlCGF57.1-like. Gene Ontology annotation, molecular function: zinc ion binding; RNA polymerase II cis-regulatory region sequence-specific DNA binding; DNA-binding transcription factor activity. The coding region runs from base 24 to 1346 and encodes 440 amino acids. Gene Ontology annotation, biological process: regulation of transcription by RNA polymerase II. Gene Ontology annotation, cellular component: nucleus. The transcript is spliced from 5 exons. Lineage: Eukaryota; Metazoa; Arthropoda; Insecta; Neuroptera; Chrysopidae. The record is from RefSeq and is a predicted model, not a curated record.